AGCAGACUUGCGCACGCUGUUUCGGAAAGCGCGCACUCCAUCGGAUGUCUUAGUCUGCACGCGUGCAGGAAAACGGUAACUAGAGGCGUCGCGACGAGCGCACCAAAAGACAACAAGAUACGAAAUACCAUCGAAACCUGAAGAAACUGAAGCUGAAGCUGGAAAGAUCCAAAUCCCGGAAACGUGUGCUAUGUAUUCGAGUUAAAUUCGAGGAUUAGUGCAGUGCCAUCGAGAUAUAAACGAAUUAGGAUUAUCGUCUUUGCCUAAGUUUUAACAAACUACAUUCGACCGGGUCCCAUUGAGUUACCAUUGCCAGUAACCCCACAAUCCGAAAUGGUAUCGAGGCGCAGGAUCCUGUCAAGGUCGCGCGACGACCUCCACAUGGACUCGACGUUUCAACCCCCUGAGGACGAGGAGGACGUCUGGUAUCAAAAGGACAAGCUGUACAAGGACCACAUCCAGGAAGUGCUGGACAAAUGGACGCAGAUCGACGACGAGAUCUGGGCGAAAGUGAUCGUGCUGGAGAGGAACCGGAGGGUGGCGAAGGCUUACGCCCGAGCACCCGUUCUUACGGUGAACGGAUCCGACGAUGGUUUCGACGGCUUCCGGAUCGGACUGUGCGGCUUCGACAAUCCUAUGAGGGACCAGAAGACGGAGGAGUACAAAAGGCAUAUCGGUCAUGGUGUCAAGAUAAAGAUGGACGACGCUGGUAACAUUCUUAUCAAGAGGGUGUCAAAGUGCAACGUGUACAUCAAGAGCACCGGGCAGGACGACGAAAACGCAAUCGGCAAUGAGAUAUUGAAAUUGCCUGGCUGCGCCCUCGAACCUGAAAAACCUGUAAAGCUGUUCGACAUGAAGAAGUUCCAAACGAACGUAAACAGGGAAUUGAGGAGGGCCUAUCCGGAUCGCAGGCGACUGGAAUGCCAGUGCUUGAGCGCGAUCGCUUUCGUCAAAAGCGAACAAGAGCUCCUGGAGUGCCCUAUCUGGGUGCUCAUCAUCAACGUCGUCGCUAUGGACAUGCUCAAAUCUAAAUUGCCACCAGUUCAAAGAGUUAUGGACAUCAAGAACAGGCCACGCAUUCCUAUCCCAGACGAGGAUCCGUACAGCGUGGCAGGCAACGGCAGCGGCAGCUCCGGCAGUUCCGGAUUCGCAGGACCUGGUAGUGUAGCUGCCACCAGGGAGCAACUCUUGAUCCAGUCUCAACAACACGCCCAACGUCGUAGCGAAAAACCGCCGAAACUACCACCUCGCGAGAACAUGUAUCCCCACGACAUCCCCAAGCCUGACUACGAUGAUCACGAGGAGCAAGGAGGUAGACUCAAACCGUUCCCAACAUCUAGGAGUAAAGACAAAUCGAAAGACAGUAAGAAAUAUGACGACCCUUACUACUGCGGUCUGCGCGCCCGAGUUCCCAACUUCGUGGCCAAAUCGAAAUCCAAGGAUGCCGUGCCUUCGAAGCGUUUCUCCGUUAGCCAGCAGCCGCCCCCGAUUCCCGUGAUGCACCAGCACCAACUUCACCAGCAUCCCAUGUGGCACACGAGGAGCUACGAGAGCGGCAUUGAUUCAGACGCCGUCGAAUCGCCCUACAACCCGAUCUACGGCAGACUACCAAUACCGACUAGAGCUUACAUACCAAAUCCACCUCGUACCAUGUACAUUGGGGAAUGGGAUUAAGUUAGCAUAGUGAUUAAUAUUAUUUUAUUAUUAUUAUUAUUAAUUGAUUAAUUAAUUAUUACGUUUGUCUGUUUCGGAUAUCUAACCCGUCUUUCCCAUAAAUCCUGUCUCUCUUACUGCCGAUUUUGUUCGACCGGAUUUAGAUGAUAAUUCCACACACCCUUUGUAUAUAACGUUGCGGAUAAAAUAGGACUUAUAAUCAAUCUACUCUUCCUCUCCCUCAACUUUCUCUUCCACUUUUUAUUAUUAUAUAAA
Messenger RNA from Nicrophorus vespilloides, 1929 nucleotides. RefSeq lists its product as uncharacterized. Gene Ontology annotation, molecular function: protein binding. The coding region runs from base 334 to 1674 and encodes 446 amino acids. The transcript is spliced from 9 exons. Gene Ontology annotation, biological process: regulation of DNA-templated transcription. The record is from RefSeq and is a predicted model, not a curated record. Lineage: Eukaryota; Metazoa; Arthropoda; Insecta; Coleoptera; Silphidae.